Globicephala melas (long-finned pilot whale) is the source of this 1298-nucleotide messenger RNA. RefSeq names its product FSHD region gene 1 (gene FRG1). Gene Ontology annotation, cellular component: nucleolus; striated muscle dense body; catalytic step 2 spliceosome. The record is from RefSeq and is a predicted model, not a curated record. Lineage: Eukaryota; Metazoa; Chordata; Mammalia; Artiodactyla; Delphinidae. Gene Ontology annotation, molecular function: actin filament binding.
GGGUUGACGGAGUCAUUUAUUUCACCCUCUGAUCUAACUAUCGCCUCCUCCCGAGACCUAGCAGGCGGCUCUCUCCAGAGUGGCUCAAGACGCCGAGCAGGGCUGUGAGACCCGCCACAUUCACCAGAGGGCGCGUCUCCCCAGUUUCCUCGCUUAGAAAGGCCCUAAGGUUCCCGUUCUCAGGACGGAGCAAAUGAACGCUGGUAUAUUUAGGCCCUCUGCGGUCGCCGUAGCCCCAGCCUGUCAACAGGAAGUAGAAUUCUAUUUGGGGCUCAUUAUUCGGGAGAGAAAGGCCAGGGAUUCGGGGGAAACACGCCCACUCCGCUGCUGCGUAAGUUCUCAGGGAGUUUGGACUCCAUCCCCACUCUUGUGCCUCCCUCGCCCGCUUCUGCCCCGGUUAACGUAUCUUGCCCUGAGCCAGCUCCCUGUCUUAAUACAGAAGCGUCACCGCGACCAUGGCCGAAUACUCCUACGUGAAGCCCACCAAACUCGUGCUCAAGGGAACCAAGGCCAAGAGUAAGAAGAAAAAGAGUAAAGAGAAGAAGAGAAAAAGAGAAGAAGAUGAAGAAAUUCAACUUGAUAUUGUUGGAAUCUGGUGGACAGUAACAAACUUUGGUGAAAUUUCAGGAACCAUAGCGAUUGAAAUGGAUAAAGGAACCUACAUACAUGCACUUGACAAUGGACUUUUUACACUGGGAGCUCCACAUAAAGAAGUUGAUGAGGGUCCUAGUCCUCCAGAGCAGUUUACAGCUGUCAAAUUGUCUGAUUCCAGAAUUGCCCUGAAAUCUGGCUAUGGAAAAUACCUAGGUAUAAAUUCAGAUGGACUUGUUGUUGGGCGUUCAGAUGCAAUUGGACCAAGAGAACAAUGGGAACCAGUCUUUCAAGAUGGGAAAAUGGCUUUACUGGCCUCAAAUAGCUGCUUUAUUAGAUGCAAUGAAGCAGGUGAUAUAGAAGCAAAAAGUAAAACGGCAGGAGAAGAAGAAAUGAUAAAGAUUAGAUCCUGUGCUGAAAGAGAAACUAAGAAAAAAGAUGAUAUUCCAGAAGAAGACAAAGGAAAUGUUAAACAGUGUGAAAUCAAUUAUGUAAAGAAAUUCCAGAGCUUCCAAGACCACAAACUUAAAAUAAGUAAAGAAGACAGUAAAAUUCUUAAAAAGGCCCGGAAAGAUGGAUUUUUGCAUGAAACACUUCUGGACAGGAGAGCCAAAUUGAAAGCUGAUAGAUAUUGCAAAUGACCAGGAUUUUUGUUUCUGUCUUCUCUUUUUCUGAAUAAAAAAAUCAGUGGAAGUGUUUUAACAGAA